Messenger RNA from Caenorhabditis briggsae, 3267 nucleotides. Bases 1 to 3267 code for a protein of 1088 amino acids. The transcript is spliced from 6 exons. NCBI's taxonomy places the organism in Eukaryota, Metazoa, Nematoda, Chromadorea, Rhabditida, Rhabditidae. Gene Ontology annotation, cellular component: cytoplasm. The record is from RefSeq and is a predicted model, not a curated record.
AUGAUGUCACAACUGCAUCACCACUCGCUGAAUGUGAAUAGGCAGAGUGAUAAUCAGAAUACCGUCAACUAUGAUCUCCAGCUUGCUCCAACCGUCUCAAACGAAGGAAUCUUGCCACCUAAUCAAGCCUACUGGUUUAUGGAACCGUACCCAAGUGACAACAAUCCACAGGACGGUUAUUAUUUGCAGCCAGUGCCAGUCCAUGAACCCAACUACGUUCCGCAAGAUUCAUAUCACCAACCAGCCAACUAUGAGCCGAUUCCACCACUCAUGGGAUACAGUUCUGAUAUGGUAGUCCCACAGAGCAAUGCUCAAUACUAUGUGGGUCAUGACAAUCAACAAGCCUAUCAAUUCGGAUAUCCGACGGACCCAGCCAAUUCGACACAGAUAAUGGAUUCCAACUUCAACAUGGUACCACAGAUUGGAAUGAAUCCAACAUAUGAUCCCGCUUCUUAUUGUAAUCUUCAGAUGAGCACAAACUACCAAAUGCCAGCUAAUCAAACCUUCGGACAAUACACAAGUGAUCAUAAUGCAACAGGAAUGGUCCCGUAUAACGACCAGGAUUUCUGGAAUUCUGGAAUCGCCAACUACCAAAUGAUGCCAGAGCCCAUCCAGAUAAACACUACACAUUCAAAUGACCAUAUUUAUGCUCACGGACAACCAGAACAUAACUCAACUGGAAGCUCCGCCUAUCAUAUGACUUCUAUGGUCUCUACAUAUUCCAACAGUAAGGAUAUAGGUUCAUACGGUCAUGGUCCAGAGCAAACGCCGAUAAACACAAACCAUUCAAAUGGUCAGAAUUAUGGUCGCGGACCACUAGAACAAAAUUCAAGUAGAAGCUCCGCCUCCCAGAUGACUCCUAUGGUCACUGCACAUUCCAACGGUCACCAGAUGCCCACUACACAUUUGGAUGGUUACGGUAAUUAUGGUCAUGUUCCGCCAGUGCACAGUUCAAGUGGAAGCUCCGCCUCCCAGAUGGCUUCCAUGGUCCCUGCACAUUCCAAUGGUCAGAAUUUCAACCAAUAUUGUCAUGGUUUAGCAGAACAGACUUCUAAAGUUUCCUCCAAUGUUCCAGUAUACUGUAAUUCUGUUGCUGCUUCCGGAAACCAGCCAACGAAUCCGAUGUCAUAUUCCAACCAGAUGAUUCCGAUGGUCCCUACAGAUUCCAACGGUCAGAAUUUCAGCCAAUAUGCUUAUUUUCCGCCAGAACAGAAUUCGAGUGUUUCCGCUCCAGUGUACUGUAAUCCUGUUGUGGCUCAGGGAAACCAGUCAACGAAUUCGUUUUCAUAUCCCAACCAGAUGACUUCACAGGCUCCAGCCUCGCAUAGUUACUGUAGCCAACCAGUGGGACAAUCUGCAGCGCCAACCCAAUGGACAGCUCCACCUACUGUUCAGAAUGCCCAACAUUUUGCGGAUAAUUUUCCAGAUGUUGGACACUGGGGAGCUUAUGGCGUGUCGAACAAUUCAUCAAAGCCAGAACAAAUCGUUGCUAAACCGGUGACCACUUCAAGGCACCAGAAUUCUGGAAAAUAUGUCUCCAGAUCUGCACAGAACGCUAGCCAUACCUCAAUGAUUCCAAAACAGGCAGCUACACGGAUGAACCAAAAUGGGAACUAUGGCCAGAACAGGUCUGCUUCAAGAUAUAAAACCUCCAAUUCAGGACAACAGGAAUCUCGAAAUUCAUUUGCACAGACUGCUAGCAAGAAUGGAAAUUCCAACUAUCGAAUGAAUCCGAGCCAGCCUGCUACUUCAUCAAAUGUUAACUACCGUACGACGCGAAGAAAUGAUCCAGAGCAAAGAAAUAGAACUGCAAACGGCCCAAUUGGCAAUAUCCCAGAAUUUGACUCUAGAAUACCACCUCCAGUUGGAGAGUGGGGUGUUUAUGGUGCUCACAACCGUGCUUCAAAUGACAACUAUCAGAAAACCAACAAUCUCCAAUCAAAUGGCUUAUCAACAAGUUACAAACCAUCGAGCACUACAAACUACAAAACAGCAGCCAAGCAGACGAGCUCCACGGGAUACACCCCUAACAGAAACCACAAGUCUCAGUUUGAUGAAUACGGAAGAUCUAGACCAUCUAAUCAAGGAAACACGUCUUAUAGUCCACGAACCUCUAGGCCAGCUAACCAGGGAAACGGUUCCCAGAACACCGGACAAUCCAGUUAUCGUCAAGGACCAGCUCCAAGAAACAAUGCUUAUGGACCAUUGACGGUUCAAAUUGAAGAACAAUCCUAUCCAUCAACUCCAUCAACUGAAGAAAGCAAAAGGAACUCCAAAGCAAACUUGGAAGUGGUCCCUAGUGAUCAAAAGACUAUUGAAAUUGGUCCGAGGAAACUGAACGUUAGAACAGUGGUUUGUUCAGAGCAGAUAGUGUUGUUCAUUGAGAUGCCUGCCGGUUACUCCUCCGUCCAAUACUUCAUCUCUACGAAAAUGACUUUUGAAGACGAAUGGACAAUGUUCAAGGUGUAUGGAAACACUCCACGAACCGUAUACCAAAUUCGUACAGUUGCUGGAAAGUCGUAUAACCUCUCUGUAACAUGUCAAUCUAACGAGAAGGUUUUCAUUGGAGAAUGGGGUGGAAAAGUUAGAUCAGUAUUCUCGCAUCAAGAGUUCACUUAUCUUCAUCUCAAAUGUGCCAUAUUCAUUGACUCUAACCAACAAAUCCCUCAAAUGCAAGAAAUCUCCGUGGUCUAUCGAUGUAAACCAAAAGAAUACUGGGAUCAAAUCAAGACGCACUGCCAAAGAAUGAUGUACAAGUACAAUAAAGUGGUGAAUGGACAACCGGCGAAUUUGUUGAAUAGAAGACUUGCUGGAUUAUUCUUUUCGACAUUCAUCAAAUCGGAUGGAUCCCUCCCGAAGACCUCGUUAUUCGGAGAUGUUCGCUUUUCUAUGUCAGCAGGGAUUCUAUUGGAUCCACGUGUUCAUCGACUCUACUUUGGAGACUUCUACUGUAGGUCGAAACGACACUAUGUGACACUUGUUGUAACUAGAAAAGGAUCGGAAGCUGAUAUGUACUGCUUCACGAAUCUUCUCUCCCUACAUCCACUUUUCAAUCCAUAUUUGAAAAUUAUUCAUGACAAUGGCAACUGGAGAUUCUUCGUGGCAACUGCUGUUACUGUUGACCUAUUAUACACGGAAAAUGUUCAUACUUGCUUCGGAAGGCUGUCUCCAGUGGAGCCACGUGGCGGUAACCUUCAUGGAGUCUAUCCGAAUGAUAAGACAUGCAGAAUGUGCAAUUUGUAUCCAAAACAACUUAUGCUCCAUUAA